GCACCAAUAGCGCUUUACGUCGUAAUUUUAUUAUUUUUCAAUUUAUUUAACACAGAAAGCUAUAAUGAAUACAACCGAGCGUCAAGGAGACGAUUGGGACCUUCCUUGCUCCGAUGAUGAGUUAUCAAAAAAUGGCGUGACUAUCGGCAAAAGUUGGAUGCCCGACCCUUCGGAAUUGGAGGAACUUUACAAGAAUAUUGAUAAAAGCGGGAUACUUACCCUAGAGUGGAAGUGUCCAGGGCGGCGUGCCCCUUCUCCAGUGCCGGUUAGUAAAGAGAAUCAACCCGAGGUACCUAUGUCGCCAGUGAGGGAAGAAAAAUCGGACUUCGAUUUCAUGGAUGAAAUGAGUUCUUUGCGAUUACGAGUGCGCAGAGACGGUGAGCAUACUUUGAGGGGCUCGGCUAAAAAGAAGACGACUUCUUUCGACGGAAUUUUAUCUAACAUGAUCAGACACAAGCGCAUUGAGCAAAUGGAGAAGCAAGCGACGACGCCUGGCACUACCCCCACACCAACAUCCAACGCUACUUGAGUGCUAACUGUCUCAUGACGUAUUCAGUACUGUUUACAAUGGUGUUGUGUUAAGAUUGCAAUACUGAAAAAUGAACUCUUAAAUCCUACUUGGUAAAAAUGUCUCGGGUUUACUCCUUACCAUUUUAAAGGAUUGUAUAAUAUAGCUGGAGGAACAUGGAAGCAAACAGUAAAAGAUAGGGAGAAAUGGAAAUCUCUGGAAGAGGCCUAUGUCUUAGGACAAGUUGAAAGGUACUGAGUCAAUAAAUUGAGUAAUAAUAAAU
Messenger RNA from Hyposmocoma kahamanoa, 791 nucleotides. It is a transcript of the gene Pa1, whose product is annotated as PAXIP1-associated glutamate-rich protein 1. The record is from RefSeq and is a predicted model, not a curated record. NCBI's taxonomy places the organism in Eukaryota, Metazoa, Arthropoda, Insecta, Lepidoptera, Cosmopterigidae. The coding region runs from base 65 to 529 and encodes 154 amino acids. The transcript has a single exon.